GUCAUGGGUUAUAUUUUUAUAUGUCAAUAAAUGUCAGAAUGUCUUGGGUUAUAUAUUUAUGAAAAAUAUCAAUUCAUGUAUUCCUUAUUUCAGGAGAAAAUGGCUUCCCUUGCACUUGUGCUCUUUGAUGUUGAUGGAUGUACUGCCAUUGUAAGCAGCAAAAAACUGGGAGAUCCCAAGGAGCUGAAAAAGGGACAGCAUGCACAUAUUAGGCUUAAUCAAGAGCAAAUGAAAGUAGAGAUUCUGGAGUUGUCAGAUUCAAAAACCUUCCUAAACAAAUUUGAGGACGAAUGGACCAAUACCCAUAGAUCCAUAGCUUUGGACAAAGAGAAAAAGAGAAGAAAAAACAAACCUCAUGGAUACUUGCAAGUGUGGCCCACUGAUAUGGAAGAUGCCACACAUUCAUCAGAUGGAGAAGAUGGAGAAGACGGAGAAACAGUCACUGAGGUGAACGAGACUGCCAGAAACGUGUCAUCAACUAAUUCAAGUACUGAGGGCAAAAGAACCGGAUCAGAAAACAAGAAACAACAGGAAACAACAAAGUCACAGAAGUCAACAAGGACAACAAAUGAAGGAAAAGAAAAAACAGGAUCAAAUGGAAGAAAAGUAACAGUGCUCCACGAAGGGUCUGGUGACUUAACAACAAACAUUUGUACACCAAAACGUGCCCCGGGUUUUUUAGAGGGAUUAUCUGGAGAUGAAAUCGACUUAAUACAAAGCCAAAUCCAAGAUUUUCGGCAAGGGAAAAGAAGUGUGGCAGUACAAACGGAUCAGGUGGUGGUUCUUGGACCAAAUGACAACAUUCCGGAAAAGAAGUUAGAGGACAUGUUGAAGAGAAUUCUCGAAUCACAGAACAAAGAAGUGUUACCUCUUCUUAAGGAAAUUUCUGGGACCCAAUUAGCAAGUGCGCUGAGCAUCCUGAAAACCAUAAGUGAUGUUGUUUCAACUAGGGACUUCCAGGGCCUGUUGCUAUCUGGACUAAGCCAGGAGAAGCCCUUGCCAGUCCUGAGAUUGCGGGAGAGUUCAUCAUCUCUUCCAGAUGUAGACCUUUUGGAUUGUCUCGAAACAUCACAUCCCACAGAAUCAACACCAUCUGCAACAGAGUCAUCAUUAGAUUCUUCACCAGCAUCCACCACCAGUAUUCCGCCUCCUUCAUCAUCUGGUACAUCACCAGCAUCCACCGCCAAUAUUCUGCCUCCUUCAUCAUCUGGUACAUCACCAGCAUCCACCUCCAGUAUUCCACCUCCUUCAUCAUCUGGUACAUCACCAGCAUCCACCUCCAGUAUUCCGCCUCCUUCAUCAUCUGGUACAUCACCAGCAUCCACCUCCAGUAUUCCGCCUCCUUCAUCAUCUGGUACAUCACCAGCAUCCACCACAAGCAUUCCUCCCUCUACAGCACUGAGUAAUCCACCAGUCUCAACCCAUGUUUCAACUUCUGCACCAUUGUGUUCACAGACAUGUUCCACUCCUGUGCCAGCAUGCGUUCAAGUUUCCACAGUGGUCAGUACUCUGCCAGCAUCUCCAUUGCCUCCUGAGAAACCAGCAUCAAACACUCAGAUCCCUCCCAGCAGGGAAUCACCAAGUGCAUGGCCAACUUCUAAUGGAAAUGUUACUGCUCCAUCAACAGCUGAACCAAUUAUAUCUCCUCCUCCUCUCAAUUCCAGGCGUGGAAAGAAACCCUUCAAUUUUGAGUGUGCUCCUGGACCACUGCAUGAAAUCAGCAGUCCCAAUGACAUGGCAGGAAUUCCAUCAGAUGCAGAGGUACGCAUACGCCAAUCUGUCAUCAGUGAUGUAUUGGAAGAGUCAUGUUCCAGAGGUAACCUAUCAUGGAGGUUGACCCAAGCAGUCUACCGAUCAGAUGAACUCAGUGGGAGAAAUUAUAAAGGAGGAAGAAAUAAACUUGCCCUUUCACCACGCCGUCGCCAUGCUGUGGAGCAUGCAGUAAUUGAAAAUUAUGGAAUGACAAAGGAGACCUUUUUUGACAUUUAUUCAAGUGUUAACACCGGCCUGAGAAACAUGAAGAUGAGGAACCGUUUUCCACUCCUUAUCGUUACCCCCAACAACAACAGUCAGUAGCCAGGACUAUCCAUGUGAUGUUGACACAUUUUGGUAUCUUACUUACAUGUUGUACAUGUUUUCACCUUUGUAAAUAUUUAUGCUACAUUUUGAUAGCAAUAUUUAUUUGAAAUUAAGUUAACAAAUCAUCUACUUAUUGACAUGUAUUGAGAUUUCAUUGUUUCAAUAAUUAAAUUAAUGUCCUUA
Molecule: messenger RNA, 2262 nt
Organism: Saccostrea echinata
Lineage: Eukaryota; Metazoa; Mollusca; Bivalvia; Ostreida; Ostreidae
Exons: 6
Coding region: 31-2076 (681 amino acids)
Source: RefSeq, a predicted model, not a curated record